Molecule: messenger RNA, 192 nt
Organism: Penicillium argentinense
Lineage: Eukaryota; Fungi; Ascomycota; Eurotiomycetes; Eurotiales; Aspergillaceae
Exons: 2
Coding region: 1-192 (63 amino acids)
Source: RefSeq, a predicted model, not a curated record
AUGGAUGGGACUUCUCCACGCAUUGUCUAUCUCGAAGAUCCAUUGUGCAUUCUCAAUGUAGCCUCUCAUCCAUCGCUGAUCGACCAGGAAUUCUCCGUUGGCGCCGUGCCGUGGGCGGACGAACGACGCGCAACAGCCUUGAACACUUCCGUUUUCGAUGCCGACUUCCUAAUUGGGAAUACCGUCACGUGA